Ectocarpus siliculosus is the source of this 405-nucleotide messenger RNA. Lineage: Eukaryota; Phaeophyceae; Ectocarpales; Ectocarpaceae. The record is from the annotation of a GenBank genome assembly.
AUGUCGCCGAACAUUACUCUCUUCGGAAGGAAAGCGUUCAUUGCUUUGUCAGAGGAUUUGGCAGAGACAGCACGCUGCGCCAUGGCUCUGGUGGGGACGGUGCCCGAGAUAUCGGAGGCCGAAUUUCGGAAGGUGAUUUCGAAACCCCUCAUCAAGAGCUCGGAUAUGCCGCCAGAGAUCGUUCAAGAAGCCGUAGAGAUUGUCACCAUGUCGGUCGACAAGUUCAUCAACGUCAAGAACUACGAGGCGGCAGCGCAAUUGAUCAAGAACUCGAUGGACAAGAAGUUUGGGGCGUCGUGGCACUGCGCCAUCGGGGAGGGGUUUGGGUUCGAGAUCACCUAUCAGCAAAGAAACAUGAUCUACAUCUUUUACGGCCAGAUCGGGGUGUUGACCUUCAAGUGCUGA